Messenger RNA from Papaver somniferum (opium poppy), 1360 nucleotides. Its product is annotated as putative glucan endo-1,3-beta-glucosidase GVI. Gene Ontology annotation, biological process: carbohydrate metabolic process. The record is from RefSeq and is a predicted model, not a curated record. Gene Ontology annotation, molecular function: hydrolase activity, hydrolyzing O-glycosyl compounds. The transcript is spliced from 2 exons. Lineage: Eukaryota; Viridiplantae; Streptophyta; Magnoliopsida; Ranunculales; Papaveraceae. Bases 42 to 1085 code for a protein of 347 amino acids. Gene Ontology annotation, cellular component: plasma membrane.
CUAAUAUAACAUUCACAGCAAAAGUAUUCUAUUAGAACAUUAUGAGAACAAUGGAACCGAUAAUCUUGUUUUACAAAAUUUCCUUCUUUGCAGCACUUCUCAUUUCAUCAAAUAUAUUCGUUGAAGCGGGAAAUGUUGGUGUGAACUAUGGAAGGCAAGGAAACAACCUACCGUCCCCGAGUGCAGUCGUUAGCCUCUUAAGAUCGAGAAAUGUGGACCGAAUUCGGCUUUUUAGUCCAGAUUGGGAUGUCCUAAAUGCCCUACGAGGGUCAGGAAUCGGAGUCGUACUUUGUGUCCCCAACCGAGAUAUCCAAAGGAUGGGAAAUGAUCCAGAUUUUGCUGGAAAUUGGAUUUGGAACAAUGUCCUUUCAUUCGGUGAUGUUCAAUUUCGAUACAUUUCAGUGGGAAAUGAAGUCAAUAUUCCUUACGCUGGAGAGUCAAAUCACAUUCUUCCUGCUAUGCGAAAUCUUCAUAAUGCACUUAGAGCUGCUGGGAAAACAACUCCAGUUACUACAACUAUUUCUUUUGGUGUGGUUGUAGAUUCAUACCCUCCCUCUCGUGGACGAUUUUCCGACGGCGCCCAAAACAUAAUGAGAUCGAUAGUAGAGUUUUUAGUAGCCAACAGGAGUCCUCUCCUCGUAAAUAUCUAUCCUUACUUCGCGUACAAUGACAACCGACAACAAAUACAAUUGGAUUAUGCGUUAUUUACGGCAAAUCGAGUUAUUGUAACGGACAGCGGUAACGGACUACGGUACUGGAACUUGUUUGAUGCUAUGACCGAUGCAGCAUAUGCGGCGAUCGAGAAGGUUGGUGGAUACAAUGUCGAUAUUGUCGUUGCCGAAAGUGGAUGGCCAUCUGGUCAAAAUGGAGAUAUUGCAACCAUUCCAAAUACUAGGACAUAUGUUAACAAUUUGAUUUCACACGUAUCGGGAACAUCUGGAACCCCCAAAAGGCCAGGGAGGAGCAUAGAGACUUAUAUUUUUGGCCUUUUUAACGAGAAUACGAAGGGUGGUCUCCCGACUGAGCGACAUUUUGGCCUGUACUACCCUGACAUGAGAGAAAUCUUCCCUGUCACUUUCCGUUAGGCAAUCAAAGGAACAUCAAUUAGCUGCAUGACAAAGAAGUAAGUUCCAUGCACGCUAAUUCAAUAAUUAAGGUUAUGUAUACAGUAUACCUGCUUAAUUAAAUAAAUGAUGUAACUAAGGUUAUGCGCCGCAGUUACCUAUAAUGACAUGAUAAGGUAAUAGAAAGACAAACACCAGCAAUCAUGUCAUUUGGGUUCAACUAUAUGUACGUAAUGUGGUUCAUUUAGGACUAUAAUAACAAAAUUACGAUGUAUUAUACAGAUGUCGUUUUCGUA